Molecule: messenger RNA, 1575 nt
Organism: Fusarium coffeatum
Lineage: Eukaryota; Fungi; Ascomycota; Sordariomycetes; Hypocreales; Nectriaceae
Exons: 7
Coding region: 1-1575 (524 amino acids)
Molecular function (GO): oxidoreductase activity, acting on paired donors, with incorporation or reduction of molecular oxygen; iron ion binding; heme binding
Source: RefSeq, a predicted model, not a curated record
AUGGUCGAAUCUUGGACGCUUCUUGUCAGUAUCUGUAUUGGCCUUGUUGCCUAUAUCGGCCUUCGGCUGGUUUCCAAUGGCUCGAAACGACCGCCUCUGCCUCCUGGGCCGAAAGGUCUUCCUCUAGUAGGAAAUCUCAACGAUCUUCCCCCGCCUGGUGUGGUUGAGGCAUUUCACUGGCUGAAGCAUAAGGACCUUUAUGGCCCGAUUAGCUCCGUCACAGUAAUGGGCCAGACCAUUGUUAUCAUCAAUGACGCAAGGCUCGCCUUCGACCUCCUAGACAAACGAUCGGUCAAGCAUUCGUCAAGACCUACACAAGUCUUUGCCGGUGAAAUGAUCGGCUGGGAUAAAUCACUCGCGCUCUCGGGAUAUAAUGACCGCUUCCGAACUCACCGAAAGAAUAUGGCACGCAUUAUUGGAUCAAAGACCGCUGCAGCUCAAUAUGAUGCUCUACAAGAGGCUGAAGUUAGCCACUUUCUGCUUCAUGUGCUAGAUCACCCGGAACGUUUGACAGACCAUAUUAGAAAAGAGGCUGGGGCCGUCAUCUUGAAGAUUGCUUAUGGAUACACAGCAGAACCAUUUAAGGAAGAUCCACUCAUUUCAAUGGCUGGCAAGGCCAUGGAUGAUUUUGGCGUCGCUGCGGUACCUGGCGCAUUCUUAGUUGAUAUACUGCCUUUCUUGAGGCAUGUGCCCGACUGGGUCCCUGUUGCAGGCUUCAAAAGGCUUGCCCGCCAGUGGGCAUCAGAACUUCAUGACGUGACGGAAAAGCCUUAUGCUUUUGUUCAACAUCAAAUCGCACAUGGCAAGCAAGACAAUUCAUUUCUGGCCCAGCUUCUUGAAGCAGGUGACGAUUCCGCUGAAGAGAAACUUACCAAUAAGUGGUCAGCUGCGUCUUUAUAUGUAGCGGGGGCUGAUACGACUGUGUCUUCAAUCGCAUGUUUCUUUCUUGCUAUGUCGCUAUCUCCAGACGUUGUUAGAAAAGCGCAAGAAGAGAUUGAUGGGGUCAUUGGUAAUAAUAGGCUCCCAACCUCGAUGGAUCGUCCAAACCUGCCAUAUGUCGAGGCUGUGGUCAAAGAAGUCUUGAGAUGGCAUCCAGUUGCGCCUAUGGGCUUGCCUCACACAAGCACUACAGAGGAUGUGUUCGAGGGAUAUCUUAUUCCCAAGGGCUCUAUGGUGAUUGCCAACAUCUGGCACUUUGCGCAUGACCCUGAGGUGUAUAGCGAGCCGAUGAGCUUUAAACCAGAAAGGUUCCUACCAACUGACGGCACCGAACCCGAACAAGACCCACACGCAUUCGUGUUUGGAUUUGGACGUCGUGUCUGUCCCGGACGCGUACUAGCCGACAAUGCCUUGUUUCUCAACAUCGCUCAGACUCUUGCAGUUUUUAAUAUCACCAGCGAGAAGGGAGACACUAAAGAGGUCCUAUUCACGCCUGGUAUUGUUAGCCACCCUAGCCCGUUCAAGGCUAGCAUCACCCCGAGGUCUGCCCAUCAUGAAAAGAUGAUUAGAUCUUUGGAGCAAAAGCAUCCAUGGGAGACUAGUGAUAGCCACAUUCUGGACAGCAUGAAGAGUUAG